GGGUGGCGGGUGGGGCGGCUGGGAGGUUGCGGCGGCCCAGCUCAGGCUCCCGGGGGACCGCUCCCGUGUCACUGCCUCCGGCCACUGGACGGAGUCUUUAUUUUAGACGCCGCGACCCCGGCACCUGCUGCCGCGGCACGGAUCCUCGCCCGUCGUUGGGCAGGCUUCGGCCCCGGCGGUUUGGAGCGUCUGUCUUGGCGACGGGGGUGGGGCGGGGGGAGCGGUGUCCAGGGACCGUGCCCUUUCCCGUGAGGCGGCUGCGGACGCGUCGCCUGCGGGACCGGAGCCGAGGAGCCCCUGCUUUGUCCUCGGGAGGCCCUCUUGCCGCGAAGCGGCAUCUUCCUUCGGUAACGUCCAGAAUGAGUAGCGUAGGCUGCUCUUUAUCCUGCAGAUCAAAGUAAAACUUGUCUUUUUAGAAACGUGUCCUGAAAAUUGGCGCAUCUCCUGUGCUUCUCUCAGGUGUAUUAGGAAACCGGGCCGGUCCCUGGCAAGAUUGUCCUGUUGGCUACAGAAUGUCCAGGCAGCUAGAGGGCAUAAAAGCUGCUUUCCAAAUUUAGACGGCAAUUUUAGAUGUGAUGCAGGAUGUCAACUAUUCUCAAGUGUGCUAAAGUCCAAUUUUGCUGACCGAGCAUCUGCGCAAAUGACCAGGCAGUCUCUUCAGAGUCGUCUUUUUGAAGUGUAAAAAGUGGAUAGUGGCUCUCGUGUCAAGGGAUGGCACGGUCACGCUCUCGAUCCCCUAGGUGGAAACACAGGUCUUUAUCACCAGUACCUAGAAGUUCUGAACACUACAAGCAAAGACAUGAGCAUUAUGGCUAUGAAUAUAGGAAGGAUCCAAAAAGACCCAUUGCUUGGAGAAUGGACAAUGAGAAACAUGGACAGAGUAAACCAAGAAUUCCUUCUCGUGAAAAUACACAUUACCGAUCUUAUGAACAUAGAUCACCUUCCCCAAACCUGAGAAGAAACUCUUUAGAAAAUUUUUAUACUUAUAAGCCUCCCCAAGUAUAUUUACCAGGAAGAGGGGAUAGUAACAGAAGAUCUCAGUAUAUGCCCAAAUACUCAGAAGGUGUACUCUACAAAGAGCACCAGAGAAAUUGUUAUCCCCAGAAAGUGCAAGGAAGGUAUAUUCCUGAUGAUCACAGAGUUAGAGGCAGUGGAAAAGGAGGGAAACCACCUCUGAGGUCAAUAGCAGAUUCUUUUAGAUUCGAAGGACAGUGGCAUGAAGAUGAAUUGAGGCACCAGAGGAUACAAGACGAAAAAUAUUCUCAGUCACUUAGAAGAGGCUCUGAAGAUUUUGAGAAAAGGAGCUCUUUUCAGAAGAGGUAUCCUGAGGAUCGUGAUUUCAGAAAGUAUGGACACACAUCAAAAAGACCCGAAGAUGUGGAGAGGUUUGAAAACAGAGAGGCUGCCAGGAGCCCACAGUGGAAGCCCAGGCAUUUUCUUCCUCCUUACCAAGAGAAGAAAGAUCAGCGAAACCUCGGACUCCAGACUCAUCGACACGCUCCAAGGGAACUCCCAGAGAGCAGUUCAGCAGCCAAGGUAUCCUGUGACUAUCGCCACAAACAUCGUAAGAGCUCAGAUGGGGACCAGGACUUUAAUGAUGGCAGAACUCAGAAGUACUCUAAAGAGGAAGAUAGAAAAUUCGGUUCUCAAAAAGGCCCUGUUGCUAGAGAGUCCAGUUGUUCUAAUGCCGGAAGAGGGAGAGUGACCGAAGAUGGGCAAGUCAAAGAACCUUUGAAGCCAUCUAAGAAAGACUGUGCCUCCUCCACCCAUUCAAAUAAAAGCGAUGUUGAUUUGAGACCCUGUAAUGACAAACGCAAGGACAAAGUAAAAAAAGAAGGGGCUGGCAGAAAAGAGAGCAACUCUUCCCAUAACCAACUUGAUAAGGGUAAAAAACUUUCCGACAUGAAGGCUUCCUCUGCCAUUCUUAGGAAGAAAUCACUUACAGUUAAAGUAGAUGUGAAGAAAGCAGUGAACACUUCCAGGGUUGCUUCUAGCUAUUCCACAGAGAGACAGAUGUCACAUGAUUUGGUUGCUGUUGGCAGGAAAAGUGAAAACUUUCAUCCAGUGUUUGAACAUCUUGACUCAACUCAGAAUACUGAAAACAAACCUACAGGAGAAUUUGCUCAGGAAAUCAUAACUAUAAUCCAUCAAGUUAAAGCCCUCUCACUCAAAGGAAGUGUGGUUCUUGGCAGAAAGGGAGCUGGUAUUGCAGAAAAAUCCAGGAGAUUGUCCCAGAACAGGAACACAAAUUAUUUUCCAUCACCCAAAAUUACUCUACAUGAGCGUUUCUCACAAAUGCAAGAUACACAAGCUGCAGAUGUAAAUGAAAUUAAAUUGAACUCAGAUCCAGAAAUUCACAGGAGAAUAGAUAUGUCUUUGGCUGAGCUUCAGAGUAAACAAACUAUGGUAUAUGAUUCAGAACAGACUCUGGUCAAAAUAAUAGAUCCAAAUGACCUACGACAUGACAUUGAAAGAAGGAGAAAAGAACGGUUACAGAAUGAAGAUGAGCACAUUUUUCACAUAGCUAGUGCUGCAGAGAGGAGUGAUCAGCAUUCCAAUUUUUCAAGGUUGAAGAAUACUCAUAUUGAUGGGUUCCAAAAACCUACAUGUUUUGUAAAAUCAAAUUUUAGAAAAUUUAUUCAGAAACCUUACUUGAAUUAUCAUACUAUACAGAGAAAAGAUGUCGUUACUCACAAACCAUUUGGAGUUGAGGGAAACCAUCAAAACACAAGAGGCUUUAGAAGACCUUUUAAGACCAACUUUAGAGGUGGCAGAUUUCAGCCUCAAUAUAAAUCAGGCCUAGUACAGAAGAGCUUGUACAUUCAGGCUAAAUAUCAGCGUUUACGGUUCGCUGGUCCAAGGGGAUUUAUCACUAAUAAAUUCAGAGAAAGAUUACUGAGGAAAAAAAAAGGAAUAUACAAACAUUGCCCCAGCAAUCUAAUCUGGAAUUGUUACAAAUGGAAACGACACUAAAGGACGAUAUUUGGGAGCAUCUCUUUUUGUCAAGAGUUAGAAUUGGCACUAAAGUACUAAUACUGUAACUUUCUUGAUAAAAUAACUUUAUUUUUCCGUAGUGGAAUGCUGCAACUUUUUUACACUUAACAGUUGCUUUUAAAUUACAGUAUUCGAUGUAAAAGUUGUAUUAACUACAGCUUCUUUUGCAAAAAAGUCUCAAAAGGGCAUUAUUUGUUGAUGCAUUUUUCUCUGAGCAUGGUUUCAUAGAGAACUGAGUUAUAUCCAGACGUUUCUAUGUUGAAAGUUUUGCUUAUGUAAUAAAAACAAAAACAAAAGUACCUGAAUUGUAUAGUGUCUGUACAUCAAAGAACUUUUAAACAGUGGCCUUACAGUAGCAGUUUUUCUACAAGAUUUUUCUUUUUCUGAUGACAUUUUGGCUUACAACUUCAAGUUUUCUUAAGCUUCUGAAGAUCAAGGUCUAUAUAAUUCAUACAUUUCAUAUUAUGACAUAAGAAGGCAAGAGAAAAGGUGCUUCAAAUUUUCCAUCAGGUAGUUAUGCGUGCACUGAAUUUUUAGUAAUUGGUUCAUUCAGUUUUUUUUCACAGUAAUUUGCUCCUUUCCAAUUUCAAAAUGCUAUUGUGGAAAAUACAUAAAGAUUUUAUAAUCUAUAUUCCAUCUUUUUUUCCCUCAGGGCAAGCUUGUGCAUAUCAUAUUUUUAAAGGCUUUUAAAAAAAUUGACAGACAAAAUCUCAUCUUUGGAAAUUGUACUUUGCUACUACAGCACUACACAUUUUGCAAGCACAUAUUAUUAAGUGUUUAUUUUUAGUUCAGUUGUAUUGAGUACCUACUAUGUAUAAGAACAUUGAUGGGAUUUUAAGUGAUAUUUUAGGUCUCAGUACCUAUUUCUUUAUGUUUUCUGUGUUCUGCUUAAUAGUAUGCAUACAUUUCCAAUUAAAUUUUUGUGAUAUGUUUAAUUGUAAUGAAAUAAAAUAUUGUUGCUCCUUCUGCUUGAAGCAGUUA
Sus scrofa (pig) is the source of this 3975-nucleotide messenger RNA. The record is from RefSeq and is a predicted model, not a curated record. NCBI's taxonomy places the organism in Eukaryota, Metazoa, Chordata, Mammalia, Artiodactyla, Suidae.